Orussus abietinus is the source of this 3164-nucleotide messenger RNA. RefSeq names its product zinc finger BED domain-containing protein 1. Gene Ontology annotation, molecular function: protein dimerization activity; DNA binding. The coding region runs from base 365 to 2368 and encodes 667 amino acids. The record is from RefSeq and is a predicted model, not a curated record. The transcript has 5 exons. Lineage: Eukaryota; Metazoa; Arthropoda; Insecta; Hymenoptera; Orussidae.
CCUCGACACCACGUAAAGUCGAUAGCAUCGUUUACAAACGGUGGUCGAUAUCUGUAGACUCGUCGUUCUUUUCGAAGCGAGAAAUUGAAGUUCGAUAUCUGUAAAAUAAUUCGUCAAAUGUCGUUUUGAAAUAUCGGAGUGUUCGCGGUAAAUUUGUUAUAGUGCCGGGAAAGUACGGGUUUAAUUUCAAGGAGCAAACAUGCGUCUUUUCUUAAGAAGUUGUGACUCAAAUUAUGCAAUGAAAGCCCUCCAUUUUGGGAAGAUAUGGAGUUUGUGAAACGCUGUAAAUAGAGUAAAUGUAUAUUUUACCCGGCUUCGUAAGAAAACGGAGUUUCAUAUCAGUUAUGUACACCGGUGCCUAAUUAUGGAAGCCACCGACGACGGUGACAUUCUCACUAAAGUGAAAAUCGUUUGCAUCCUAUGCAAAACUCAAAUUGCAUACAAUCGUAAUACGAGUAACCUGCGAAUGCACUUACAAAACAAACAUGCACAAGAACUGCUCGAGCUAGAAUCGUCAAAUCCACCACGGAGGCAAGUCCUUUCUCAAGAGACUAAGGAACGUAGAGCGCAGAAGCGCAUGUUGAAAGCAGGUUUAACCACUGCUCAACACAUUUAUACGACUAAUGUCGAUGGCACCGUUCAAAUAGAUGGAGACAUUCAGUUCGUUACGGAUCCAAAUAUUAAUUUGUCUAAUAUUGAGGAUGAUAUCGGUAUUGGACAACCAUUACGUGUUAUGAUAAAGGGAGGAUCGAAUGUAGGUGGUAACAGUCAGAAUGUUGCAUUUCUUAUGCCCGAAGAAAGUACUGUACAUCAAAGCAGUGUCGACGGAAAGACUGUAUCGGAUGCCAUUGCAGAGUUUAUUAUAAUGGAUCUUCAAUUGCCAGAAAUAGUGGAAGGACGAGGAUUUCAAAGACUGGUUGCCACCUUAAGAUCUCCUUGUGAAAUUCCAAGCAAAAAUAAAUUAGAGGAAGAAAUCAUACCAAAGGUUUACGAUACAUUUCGAGAAUCGGUCACAGCAAAUUUGUCUUGCAUAAACAGUGAAGUUGGUUUAGCUAUGGAAGAAUGGAAAUCUAACUCUGAUGAGAGUUUCGUAACGGUGUCGGUAUAUUAUCAAAAUAUUGGGGAAGCGCUGUUGGACUGUAAAGUGCUCGGUACAAUGCAUGUGCCUAUGGACUGGACUGAAUCGCAAUGGGGAAAUUCUAUCAAUUCUCUGUUGCUCGAUUGGGACCUCAGAAUUGAACGAAUCACAGCAAUUGUCAUUGGAACCUCGAGACCAGAAUUAAUUGCAGCACUAAAUGCCAAAGGGUUACCGUUGGUACCUUGUUUGCUUCAUACAUUGCAAGUAUGUGCACAAGCAUGCUUUGAGAAUCUUGAGGUUGCACACAUUUUAAAUAAAUGUAGGGCAGCAAUUGGUGCAAUUGUAAGUCAUCCAGCGGCUUCUGCAGCCCUAUCGAUGCAAGAACAAAUUUUAGAGUUAGAAGAAAAUGCUAUGGUUAUGGAUUAUCCAACAGUUUGGACAUCGACCUACCAUAUGCUGGAACAAAUGGUUGUGCGACGUAACAUAAUUACUUCCAUCUUAGAGAGUAUGGAAGGCAUUGAUCAAGACACCGUUGAUCUUUCUAACGAGCAAUGGAAGGUUAUAGAAGAUCUAGUUAGUGUUCUGGAGCCAUUCAAAGUUACUAUUAUGACACUGAGUGAGGAGAAAAUGCCAUUAGUAUCGUUAUUAAAACCGUUACUAUGGCAACUAGUUUCUUCUCAUCUCAAGAUUAAGGACACGGAUUCUGAAAUGGCUCGAUCUUUCAAGGAAUCCUUAUCUGAUAUGCUCUGGGAACGAUAUGCUGACGGGAAUGUUACGCUUCUUCUGCAAAUUGCUACCACGUUAGAUCCCAGAUUUAAACAACUACCUUACGCUACGGAUGAAGAUAAAAGUAUGGUUGCAGCACCGAUAAAAGAAAUGUUAACAAAAUUAAUAGCUGACGAGGGAAAUGACCAAGUAGAUGUCAAAAUGGAGGAGGAACCUGUUACAAAGAAGAACCGAUUGUCAGGAAUGGAACUUUUGCUUGGUGGGCUAUGCUCAACAAAGACUGGAAUGUCAGCAGAAGAGAAAGCAGAUUUAGAAUUGGUGCAAUACCAUUCGGAGGCGACAGCUCCUUUAGAUUACUGUCCUUUGCAAUGGUGGGCUCGAACAUCGGCAAAAUGCCCGAAUCUUGGUAGGCUAGCACGCAGAUAUAACUGUGUUCCUGCUUGCUGUGCACCACCCAGUCGGAUUCCUGCAGAAGCUCAAAUUCUUUACGACACAAGACGUGCCGCAUUGCCACCUCAUCUGAUCGACAAAUUGUUAUUUCUUCAUGGCAAUCAUACGGUAUGAACAUAUAAAUGAAGGCGGCAUAACUGCCUGUUUAAAGAAAGAUAAACUUGCAGCCAAAAGAUGCGAUAUUUCUACAUGAAAGAUGCAGCUUUCCUUGGCACGACCGUGUUUUAAUAACGUAUCAAACUUUGUGCCGGAAUCAUUCUUUCAUCGUGCACUAAGGAAGGAUAUUUAAAUCAAGAAUCAGAUGUGCGUCGAACUCCUCGAUUCAUAUGUAUAUAUACACAUUUAUACAUACACUUCAUCUAUUGGAGAGCGAUGAAGCAAAAGCUCCUAUGAGGGUGCUUUUGUACAGUGAUAACUUUGCAAAAAGUGUUAAAGAGGAAGAAGGGCCAUUGUGAUACAUUGUUGAACAUAUAUUUUACUUGCGAAUCGAAUAAUUAUGUACCAAUGGAAAGCAGAGAGUUUACAGCAGUUUGGAAGAACUUUACGGAUUGCGUUAUCUCAAAUAAUUUCCUUAAUUAUAAUGUCAUGAAUGUACAUAGUUUCCAAAAUUGUUUAUAAUAUACUGACAGAUAUUAUAACUAAAAGCUUAGGGUUAUUAUGUACAAUAGACACGAUGUACAGCAUUGUCAGUAACCACCUCUUUGAAGUGACAAAGUAUCUUCGUUCCUCAAAAUGGAAAUCAUAUGUCCACCAAACGAUGCAAAGCAAGAAUAUGUAUUGUGAUAACUGUACAAAAAUCGUAAAUAACGGUGAAAACUAACAUUGAAUGGGUCAAAACAAUAAUAUCAAAUGAUGUGAAUUAUUUUAUUCUCAUUGUCAUUUAUGUCCUGGCCAUUUGACAUUAUUAUUA